AAACGAAUGACACUUGAAAUGUGCACAGAAUCAUGUCAUGGACACCGGUACCUGGGAUUACAAAACUCUAAUGAGUGCUUUUGUGGCGAUUCUUUAGGCGAUCCAGGUGUUUACAAAAAGAAAAAUGAAAACCAAUGUAAUAAACCAUGUCUAGGGAAUUCGGCACAAAUGUGUGGUGAUGCCUGGCGCAAUUCUGUUCAUGAAUUCAUAACAGCAACAAUACCACCUACAAUCAUGACAACGGGAGAGCAAUCAACUGUGGCAAUUGCAGAAAUGACAACCAAGAGACAAUCAGUAACGACAGCAGAACUUAUAACACUUGGUCAAUCAGAAAUCACAACUACCGACAUGUCAACACAACUAGAAUGCCUAUGUCCCUGUUCUACGAUUAGAAAAGGCAAAUGGGAUUUCUUAAGAGGAAUGAAUCUUACUCUUGAUCAAUUAAGAGAAGUAAUGAAGCCAGAACUAGACUUAAUGAAGAAAAAAAUGAGUGUCAACAAAUCCAACACGACCCGGAUGCAUCGAUCAAAGAUAUCGGCUUCAGAUGAUCGUAUAUCGGCGACAUCCGUAGGAUAUGUUGGAGUCGUCUUCAUUUGUCUUAUUACUGUUUGUAUUGUUUUUAUUGACAUACUCGGCUGCUUUGUAGCCAAAUUAAAAAGACAUGUUUGAUUAC
Mytilus trossulus (common blue mussel) is the source of this 673-nucleotide messenger RNA. RefSeq lists its product as uncharacterized. The transcript is spliced from 3 exons. Lineage: Eukaryota; Metazoa; Mollusca; Bivalvia; Mytilida; Mytilidae. The record is from RefSeq and is a predicted model, not a curated record. Bases 7 to 669 code for a protein of 220 amino acids. Gene Ontology annotation, cellular component: plasma membrane.